AAGUUGGCUUGUUUUAAAAAGUGUGGUUUCGAGUGAGCAUUUUUAAUUUGACCAUAAAAAAAUAGGUUUUGCAGGUGAACUUCUGCCCUUCGUCCCCGCGACAAACCUAGAAAGGAGAAGGAAAGGAAAACCGAAGUCCAUAGAAGAUGAGGCCGAUUUUGAUGAAAGGCCAUGAAAGGCCAUUAACGUUCUUGAAGUACAACAGAGACGGCGAUCUGCUCUUCUCCUGCGCCAAGGAUCAUACCCCCACCGUAUGGUUUGCCGACGAUGGCGAACGCUUGGGCACCUACCGCGGCCACAACGGUGCCGUUUGGUGCUGUGAUAUCUCAAGAGAUUCGACGCGGCUAAUCACUGGUAGUGCAGAUCAGACCGCAAAGUUAUGGAAUGUGCAAACAGGGGCUCAGUUAUACUCGUUUAAUUUUGAUUCUCCGGCAAGGGCUGUGGACUUUGCUGUUGGAGAUAAGCUUGCUGUGAUUACUACUGAUCCAUUUAUGGAGUUAACUUCUGCUAUUCAUGUGAAGCGUAUUGCAAAAGACCCCAGUGAACAGACUGGUGAAUCCAUUCUGGUUCUCAAGGGGCCACAGGGAAGGAUAAACAGAGCUGUAUGGGGACCUUUGAACCGGUCUAUCAUAAGUGCUGGCGAGGAUGCCAUAAUUCGCAUAUGGGAUUCCGAGACUGGCAAACUGCUUAGGGAGUCAGAUAAGGAAACCGGUCAUAAAAAGACCAUUACAGCACUUUCAAAAUCUGCAGAUGGUUCACACUUUCUUACUGGAUCUCUGGAUAAAUCUGCCAGGCUUUGGGAUAUCAGAACAUUGACUCUUAUAAAGACUUACACAACAGAACGCCCAGUUAAUGCUGUAGCAUUGUCUCCUCUUCUUGACCAUGUGGUGCUUGGAGGUGGCCAGGAUGCAUCAGCUGUUACAACAACUGAUCAUCGUGCUGGGAAGUUCGAAGCAAAAUUCUUUGACAAGAUUCUUCAAGAAGAAAUUGGUGGCGUGAAAGGGCACUUUGGACCUAUAAAUGCUUUGGCUUUCAAUCCUGACGGGAAAAGUUUCUCAAGUGGUGGUGAAGACGGUUACGUGAGAUUGCAUCACUUUGAUCCAGACUACUUCCAUAUCAAGAUUUAAUUAUAGAGCUUAUUGAUUGAUUGAAGAAUAUAGCUCGGGAAGAGAACCGAUAAAAGAAUUACUUGAAGCCGCCCUUGGGAAGGGAGUUUCCUUUUCUUGUGUUCAUUUUUUUCCUCCUCAAGUAUAGUAAUAUGAUAAAUUUUGAUUGUUGUUUAGGUGAUGACAGAGUAGAGUUUUGUAGUGGAGAGUGUUGCAUGCACAUGGUCAGCCUUUUCAUUUCUCCUGUUAUAAGAAAUGUGGGUGGACGGAAUUUUGGGUUACAAAGGAAAUUCCGUCUGUUUCGAUUGA
Carica papaya (papaya) is the source of this 1415-nucleotide messenger RNA. Its product is annotated as eukaryotic translation initiation factor 3 subunit I-like. NCBI's taxonomy places the organism in Eukaryota, Viridiplantae, Streptophyta, Magnoliopsida, Brassicales, Caricaceae. Gene Ontology annotation, molecular function: protein binding; RNA binding; translation initiation factor activity. Gene Ontology annotation, biological process: cytoplasmic translational initiation. Gene Ontology annotation, cellular component: eukaryotic translation initiation factor 3 complex, eIF3m; cytoplasm. The record is from RefSeq and is a predicted model, not a curated record.